GCUUGCUCGUGAUCCUUGAAAACCCUAUGUCGUUCUGACACGGUAGUAUAGCAUGGUAGCGAUGGCCGCGGAGGCUCCCUAAUGGAAAGCAUUUUCCCUCGUCCACUUGCCUUAUCAAGCUCAUGUAUUUCCAUUUCUCAUACUCAAUUAAAACGGUUGAAAAUUUGACGGCAAGAAUAGAUUCUUGAGGACAUUUUCGUUUUUUCAGUGGCAUGGGCAUGUCUGGACUAAUUAUGGCAAUUUUGAUCUCCUGUUAUCUUGAUCAUUUUAGGAUAGAUAAUUGUGAUAUUAUCGAAUAAUUUGACACAUCUAGAACUAAAUGUUGAUGUUUGUGGUUUUUAUGGAGAAUUAGUUCUUUUCAUUUUAGGCCUUAAUACUGUGUACUUGCUUCAUUACCUAAUCUUAAUCCUAUAAGCACGUACCUUCGUGUUCAGUACAUGGAUUGGAUGACAACGACUUGAUCUGUUGAAAGAUCAUGUAUGUUAAACACUUGUAGCAUAUUGUGAUUAAUGUCCAGUUAAUUGUACAAUGAGGUCAAAGGAGAAUUUUUCUCCCUUUUAUUAUUAUAAUUGUUGACCCACGGGAAAACUUGUAUUCACAAUUUUUUGUUCUAGAUCUACCCAUCACACUGACAGUGCUUAAAAAUAUUUGGUGAUAAAGCUCUUUUAUUCUUUGUGAAACAAUUUCAUGUAGGGAGGUACUGCUAAACUGGGAACAAUUAUUUAACACUAGUAUCAAUAUCAAAGUGAUGUGCUUAGCUUCUGCAGUUUCAUAGUUAUCUAUUAAAGAAAAGGCCAAUCAUUUGGUUUGAAGAAUGAAUUCUUCUUAUGUACCGAGAGGCCAGAAAUUGAAUUAAACCAAACAUAUCAGUAAUGGGCUCAUCCUUUGUAAGGACGUGCAAAGAGAUAAAGGCAUGUUACCAGGUUUUUAAGGAGUUGGAUCUGAAUUAUCCAUAUAUAGUGAUACAAUACCAAAAUGUGGCAAUAAACAUUUGUUUUCUGUCAUCAUGCUCACUCAACAAAAUCCCUAGCAUCUGAGUUGAAGUAAGUGGGAAAUAAUUCAUUUUUUGAGUGUUUCUUUUCAUCAUUAUGUUUGUUGAUUCCAUACUUCUGAAGUUGAGCUUAGUUAGCUGCCUAUCCAUAUUUACUCUAUGAUUUUUGGAAAGUGGAUGCUUGUUGUACAUGGUCAACUUGAUUUGGGCCUUAGGUUAUAUUUCUGAGUUAUCCUUUUUUGGGGUGACAAUCAUGGAUUUUUUAAUUCACAUUACUCUCAUUGCAAUACCUUGUGUUAACUUGUAAAAUCAGCUGGUUCUUGGAACUUAAUGGGUGUAACAGCUUUUGUUCAAGGAUAAUUGCCACUCAAAUCAGGAAUCACAGAAGAGAAUGAUUAGCAAUCCACAAUCUUCAGGGGCACAGCCCCUUAGACCUCCAGUAGUGGGUUCUGCUGGUCCACCACCAAAUUUUGGUGCCUCCAUGCCUGUACAAUAUAGGACAAUGGUUCCAGCCCCUCAAUUUGUCCCAGCUGCCUCUCAGCAAUUUAGGCCUGUCCCCCAAGGAAUGCCAGCGCCAAAUAUUGCCAUGCCUACUGGCCAAACUCAAAUGCCUCAUUUUUCUCAAUCAACACAGCAAUUGCCUCCAAUAUCAGGCCAACCGGGUCAAGUGCCACCAUCAUUCCAAGCAAUUCCAAUGUCAUAUGUUCAAGCAAGUAGACCUAUCUCAUCUGGGCCGUUGCCACCUCAACAAAAUGCUCAAGUGCCAAACAAUGUGCCUAAUCUUCCAGGUGCAGCAAUGCCCCUUUCUUCAUCAUACACGUUUGCAACAUCUUAUGUUCAGGCACCAAAUACCAUAAAUGCUCCAGUUCAGUAUCAACCAGCAACACAGGUGACCCCUUCGAGGACACAAACCUGGGCAACACCUGGAACUCAGAGUGUACCUCUUGUUGCACCUUUGCAUCAGACUUCCCAACAACCUUUGGCUACCUCUGUGACUAUUCCAGCACAAACUGUACAAUCAAAUUCUACAAAACAGAGCUCUUCUGACUGGCAAGAGCACUGCUGCUGAUGGAAAAAGAUACUAUUGUAAUAAGAAGACUAGGCAAUCAGCGGAGCAUGUAACGGAGCCUGCGGCGGAGCAUGUAGCGGAGCCUGCGGCGGAGCCGACAGCGGAGCCUGCGGCAUGGCAUGGGGCUAGGAUAGGCCGAAGCAGCUCGUCGUUGAUUCCUGACACAUGGAGGGAACGGGUGGAAGCGACGGAAAAUUACUUAGUUCUAUACCGGGAUUGAUAGCAAACUUCCGAAGUGUACCAAGGGUAGAGGCGAAGGUGUUUUGUCCGAUAUAGGUGAGACAGAUGGCAUAAUGUUAUUGGAAAGAGUUUAUAUAAAUAUUAUACCGUGCUCCUUCUCCGUUUCAGUUUCGCUUCUACUCGCUCUUCACUUCCUCAGCUCUCUCAAUGUCUAAACAGCGAGCUCCCAGAUGUCUCUCUUUCAACUGUUUUACUUGUGGACUAGGUCGUCCUCGUACUCCAGCGCAGGCUCCUCGUACUCCGGUACGACAACGCUUGCGACGGAGUACACGGAGCCUGCGGCGGAGUACGACGAUGACCUAGUUCACAAGUAAAACAGUUGAAAGAGAGACAUCUGGGAAUUCGUCGUUCAGACAUUGAGGGAGCUGAGGAAGUGAAGAGCGAGUAGAAGCGAAACUGAAAUGGAUAAGGAGCACAGUAUAAUAUUUAUAUAAAUCCUUUUCAAUAAUAUUAUGUCAUCUGUCUCAUCCAUGUCGGAUAAAACACCUUCAACUCUGUCCUUGGUACACUUCAGAAGUUUGCCAUCAUUCUCGGUACAGAACUAAGCAGUUUUCCGUCGCUCCCACCCCUUCUUUCCAUGUGUUAGGAAUCAACGGCGAGAGAUGCUUCGGCCUGUCCUGGCCCCUGCCAUGCUGCAGGCUCCGCUGCAUGCUCAGUAAACACUUCGGCUACUUUUGCCUCCUUUGAUGCUUAUGCCUCGGCAACAAACACUUCAGCUGUUUUUACCUCGGACGCAGGCUCCUCUGUCUGCACUAAUGCAGAUAGCAAAUCCAAGAUGGACAUAAGUACUUUUCUUUUAUUAUUAUAAUUUAUAUUUUUUUAUGUACAAUUAUGUUGGUAGAUUAAUUUAUCUGAUCAUUGUUCUUUUGAUAUUCAUUUUUGAUAUCGUUAUGUCUGUUCUAUCGGUAACGCGUCAUGAUGAGUUGCUGGA
This is a messenger RNA of Zingiber officinale, 3231 nucleotides long. Its product is annotated as proline-rich protein 36-like. The record is from RefSeq and is a predicted model, not a curated record. The transcript has 7 exons. Lineage: Eukaryota; Viridiplantae; Streptophyta; Magnoliopsida; Zingiberales; Zingiberaceae. Bases 1383 to 2060 code for a protein of 225 amino acids.